This is a messenger RNA of Bombina bombina (fire-bellied toad), 1065 nucleotides long. It is a transcript of the gene PNPO, whose product is annotated as pyridoxamine 5'-phosphate oxidase. Gene Ontology annotation, molecular function: FMN binding; pyridoxamine phosphate oxidase activity. The record is from RefSeq and is a predicted model, not a curated record. NCBI's taxonomy places the organism in Eukaryota, Metazoa, Chordata, Amphibia, Anura, Bombinatoridae. Gene Ontology annotation, biological process: pyridoxal 5'-phosphate biosynthetic process; pyridoxine biosynthetic process. The coding region runs from base 1 to 786 and encodes 261 amino acids. The transcript is spliced from 7 exons.
AUGUGGCGGUCACCACUGACGUCACUAUUUCAUGUAGGUCGUUGUGGACUGUUAGUUCAGGUCCGAGCUAUAUGCUACAAGGAGGGAAGUGACGUCAUGGACCUGGGGGCAAUGCGGAAGAGUUACCGGGGCGACGAUGAGGCCUUUGAGGAAUGUCACUUGGUCUCCCACAAUCCAAUCAACCAGUUCACUGCAUGGUUCCAGGAGGUUGCACAGUGCCCAGCUAUUGCAGAGCCCAAUGCCAUGUGUCUGGCAACAGCUACCAGGGAUGGGAAGCCGUCCGCUCGCAUGGUGCUUCUGAAAGGGUUUGGCCAAGAUGGCUUCCGGUUUUAUACCAACGGAGAUAGCAGAAAAGGGAUUGAGCUUGAGUCUAACCCUGUGGCAUCCCUCCUAUUCUUUUGGGAGCCGUUUAAUCGUCAGGUUCGUAUUGAAGGCACUGUGGAACACCUUUCUGACCAAGAAUCUGACAAUUACUUCCAGUCUCGUCCUAAAAGCAGUCAGAUUGGAGCAGUUGUAAGCAAGCAAAGCAGUGUGAUCCCCAAUCGAGAGUAUCUACGUAAGAAGAAUGCAGAGCUUGAGGCUGAAUACAAAGAUAAAGAAGUAACCAGACCGUCCGCAUGGGGAGGUUACAUUGUACGCCCUUCUGUAAUGGAGUUCUGGCAAGGUCAGACCAAUCGCCUGCAUGACCGCAUUGUCUUUCGACGACCACAAGGAGAAGAAACAGAGCUAAGUCCAUGGACCCAGCCUGGGGAAGAUGGGUGGGUUUAUGAACGCCUUGCACCCUGAACAUAAGGGACGGGGCUAUUAUAAAAUUGAAAUACUCCCACUAAACACCUCUACCUCCAUUUCAUUAAGUGUGUGAUCAAUUUCUUUAUGCCAACAUCCUUCAUUGAAACUGAGCCACUGCUGCCCUACUAUGAGUAUUAUGUCUGAUACUGUAAUCUGAUGUUAUGGAAUGUAUAUUAAUUAAUGAUAAGUGGGAGAAAACUAGUAAAUCAGGACACAUAUAGUGUUAUUAAUAAUAUGUUGUAAAUUGUUAAUAAAUGAUGUCAUUUUAAACAGGAA